Messenger RNA from Myxozyma melibiosi, 1477 nucleotides. RefSeq lists its product as uncharacterized. Gene Ontology annotation, molecular function: translation initiation factor activity; protein binding; metallopeptidase activity. Lineage: Eukaryota; Fungi; Ascomycota; Lipomycetes; Lipomycetales; Lipomycetaceae. Bases 221 to 1282 code for a protein of 353 amino acids. The record is from RefSeq and is a predicted model, not a curated record. Gene Ontology annotation, cellular component: eukaryotic 43S preinitiation complex; eukaryotic translation initiation factor 3 complex; cytoplasm. The transcript has 4 exons.
UCGUCCCUGUCCUCGAUGCUUGCGAUCAAUUUUUAUUUUUCCUGUGCGGCUCUUGAGAUCACGUGGAAGGGGUAAAGUUGUUUAUCGCCGGGUAACGUCCGUUCUGAGCGCUACGCGGGCGCGGGACGAGAACCGCGCAGUCGGCGAGAAAAAAAAAUCGGAACCACAGCGCGAAGGAGACCGUCUUCAACCAUCGAAUUAGAGACUCAAAACCACGACCAUGGCUCUUCCUGUUACUGUGCUCCCCGAGCUUACGACCCCGGUCUACUCCGCCGUCCUCGAUUCUGGAGUCCUUCUCAAGCUCACCAAGCACACCUCCGAGUCCUUCCCUUCCACCGUCUGCGGUCUUCUUCUCGGUCUCGACGCCGAUUCAGUCCUGCAGCUCACGCACGCGUUCCCCUUCCCUGCCGACUCCUCCGCCAGCUCGAGCGAUGACACCGCCAACCCGCGAUCGAAGAUCAACCUCAGAUACCAGGCGGACAUGAUCCGGCUGCUCAAGGAGGUCAACAUUGAAGUCAACCCGGUCGGAUUCUACAUCUCGUCUUACCUCGGCGGCUUCUUCACCCAGACCCUCGUCGACAGCCUCGUGAGCUUCCACGCCAGCAACCCCAACAGCAUCGUUCUCGUCCAUGAUGUCACAAAAUCCUCACAGGGAAGCUUAUCGCUCAAGGCCUACCGUCUUUCAGAGCAGUUCCUGGCCGCCAACAAGGCCUCAGGCGGAAAGUUCUCGAGCGAAGCUGUCGUCAAGCACGAACUCACCUACCUUGAUAUCCUCGAGGAGCUGCCUCUCUCCAUCAAAAACUCACAUCUUGCCACUACCCUGCUACAGCACCUUGACUCUCCUGCCUUUGCGAAGAAGGACGACCCCAGCACUCUUCUCGCUUCCUCCACCAUGGCUCCUAACUUUGAUACCUUGGAGCUGUCGAUCGAUCCUUACUUGGAGAAGAACGUCGAGUUCUUGAUCGACUCUGUCGAUGACUACUAUGCCGAGCAGGGCACAUUCAACUACUUCCAGCGUCAGCUCUCGAGAGAACAGGCCAAGAUCCAGCAGUGGGUCCAAAAGACUAAAACCGAGAACGCCCUUCGGGAGCGCGCAGGUCUCCCCACAGUUUCCGAGGACGACUGGCAAAAGCAAUUCAAGCUCCCGACCGAGCCCUCGCGUCUCGACAACCUGCUCAUCUCUGCUCAGAUCAACCAGUACUGCAACCAGAUCGAGGAAUACGGAUCCGUGGUUUCGGCUAAGAUGUUUGCGAUCCAGAACGGUCUUGAUAUCAACAACUAAGCUGUGUGUUCUUAAUUAGAGAGUAAAAUGGCUAUUUUGUCUUUUGUUAUAUGUCCUUGUCGUUGUCCAUCUUGGUUCAUCUCGUGUACUUGCAGUGCUUUACGUUUAAGGUCUGGUUUGUAGUUUAAGUUAUAAAAGUUGAUACUUUUCUCACGUUUAUAAGCAAUUUGUAAUUGUCCAAUGCAUCAUAACCGA